This is a messenger RNA of Seminavis robusta, 1196 nucleotides long. The record is from the annotation of a GenBank genome assembly. NCBI's taxonomy places the organism in Eukaryota, Bacillariophyta, Bacillariophyceae, Naviculales, Naviculaceae.
CUUCAAUGCAAUUUGCUACUUGACAGGAGGCGUCAUCUUCAUCAUUGGGUCAGUCCUCUUUCUGCCUAAGUACGAAGAGUAUAUCCAUAUUGGAUCCUGGCUCUUCAUCAUUGGAUCCUUCUUGUACUUGAUUGUGUCUGGUCAUGAUCUCCACAGGCUGAUGCAUGCUUCUGAUCCAAAGACUGUGGACGUGCUGGCAGCCAGCACGUAUUGUGCAGGAGGUCUUGUCUUUAUUGUGGGAAGCUAUCAGUUUCUUCCCUCUGUGGGUGCCUACAGAGCUGGAGCCUACAAUUUCAUUGCUGGAUCUCUGCUCUUCAUCUUUGGAGCAGUCUACAAUGCGAUUCAAAUCUUUGACUCUCCAACACGGGCGUCUGCUCUUUAUGCCAAUCUCACAGCCGUAUGCUACUUGAUUGGGUCGACACUCUUUCUCUCUGGGUCUGUGCCCUACUUGUGGAGCUUUGAAUCAGAGGAAGACGCUCAUCAACUCUAUCACUACCUGGGGAGUCAGUUCAUCCUAGGUUCUGUUCUCUUUCUCAUUGGCGGAUCCUUCAAUUUUUAUCGUGCGCACUUGAUCUUCCAACAUGCUCUCUCUACAUCCAAAGUUGAGUUCCAAAGCAAACAUAUGGAGGCAUUGUCGUCAGAAUACCAUGGAUCCUCUCUUGAAGAAAUGCCGCGAGUAACAGUUUCGUAACAGACUGGCCAGCGCUUGGCAAAGCUGGCUUGGAGGGAACUUCAAGAACAAGAUGAAGGAAGACUUGCGUCCGUCAGGAGGGGAGCUAGAGCUGUGGACAGAGAAACAAUCAGCUGGAUAGUUCGACAAGAGACAUGCGGCUUCAUGCUCGUUUCCAGAUUUGCUUGUGUGGCGACUCAAGAUACCAGUUUAGCUAGAUAGCCUUGAGACAGCGUGUUACUAGCAGGGGCAAUUUUUCAAAUUCUCUCCAAAUACUGCUUCUCUCCAGAUACUACCAAAGGCUACCGGUAAUGGUACGGUAUCGGCUCCUUCUCCUGAGGAUCUAGUUCAAGGCAGGCGAGGAGAGUGGCUGACCUGUCAAACUCGUUCUUGUUGCACAUAUUGGUAAGGCUGAUUAUUUAUUUGGGGUACAGAAUGCAUUGUGUGGACGGCAACGAAUGGGGACCAAACCCAUCGGUAACAAAGCUCUAGAUAUUUAUUAGUAAAUGAAAUUUGACCAAGGUUA